AUGUAAGACAAAUAAAUUAUUCAGCUUUUUGAAAAAUACUCUAAGCUUAACGAUCCAAAAUUAGUGUUCUAGACAAGUGAAUAAAUUUUGGAAAGAGUAAAAGAAGAUGAUAUAACCUUUGUAUUAUCAAAAAUUAUGAAUUGUUUGCAAUCAACAGAUUUUGACACUACAAUCAAUUAUGCCUUACUAUUAAAGCAACUAAUUUAGAAAUACUCAUCUAAACAACCAAAAUUACAACCCAAAGCUAUUUUCGAUAAUUUACAAUAAACUUUAAGCAAAAAGAAUUCAUAUGGCAAAAGUGAGUUUAAACAUUUCAUGCUAACCAAAUAUUUGGUCUAUUCGUACUUAGAUUUUUAGAACCUAUUAAAUAUUAUACUUGAAGAUCGAAAAACUGAAGAUUCGGAAUACUUAACCUAUGUCUUAUUGAAGCAGCUGUAUAAUUUAUCAAAUUAUCUAGUAAACCUGAAAAUGUUAAAUAAGUUAGCAAUGCAAUAAAAAAUGAUCUCUAAAAUUUAACACCUAGAGUUUUUUGUAUUUUAGUUAAGCUCCAAUAAUUGAGUCAAAAAGGGUAAUUCUAAUGGGAUAAAUAUCUUCAAGAAUAGGUGUUUGACAGACAGAAAUUCCAUAAACUUUUAGAAUAAGCAAAUGACCAAUUCCCAAAGAAACAACUCUUCUAUUAGUACUUAGCCAUAUAUAUGGGGAAGGUUAGAUUACUUGUUUAUAUUUAUAGUUUAGUCAAUCAUAAGAAAAAUAAAAAAUAUAUGCUGAGUUCUGGGAAUACCUAUUCUAAUAAGAGGACUUAAGAAAGUUAAACUAUAUCAUUUUAUCAAUUUUUAAACAUUUCCUAAAAUCGACUACUGUUCCACUCUCUCUAAUUAGAAAUUAAUAAUUGGUUGAAUUAUGGUACAGGUAAUUUGGAAAUUCUAAUUCUGUUAUGAAAAGAUUAGCAAAUAAGAUUGAAUAAUACUUGACUUAAAGAGAUACUUCUUUUGAAGACAUUGUUUACCUUAGAAAUAUUUAUGGUUAUAGAAUACAUCCAAAAAAUGCAAUUGCAUAAAAAAUAUUGGCAAAGUUUACAGAAGAUGAGGUAGAUCAAUACUUUGAGAAUAUGAAAUAAUAAGAACAAUCUUCUACUGAUCCAAUCAAUAAACUCUAUUAUUUAAAUGAAAUCUAUGUUCUCGCUACUGUAAGUAAUACAAACAUUAAAGUCUUGACAUCUAUGAUAAAAUAUAUCUAUGAAAUCGGGUGCAUAAAUUUUGAAUAGAUUUAUGAGCAAUUAGAUGAAGAGUCUAAGGAAGCCUACCAAUUUGAAGAAAUUAAGAAAAAGUUUUUAGAUUAAUGUUAGAGUUUCUUUUACUCACUUGUUGGAAAAGUAGCUGCUGUAAAUAUUAUAUAUGAUAAGUAGAAUGUGUAAGAAUUUGAUGAGUUAACCAAAUCCUUAUUGAAAUAACUUAAAAAAUCGGAUUUAAGUAAAUAAUAUAAAUUGAUUACUGGUAAAUAACCUAAAGAAUGUAUUAAACAUUUAGUCAAUGCAAUCCUUAUGUUUUCAUUUCUCAAUUAAGAAGAAGGAUUAUAAAUUUUGGAGGAGUUUCAACACAUUGCAGGCGACAUUUAAGAUGAGGAACCUCAAAUAAAAAAAAAAGUAAAGACUAAUCCAGAGAAGGCAAAAGUUGUCUUAACUGAAGUAUUUAUUUAAUUGUUAACAAAAUCUCCAUGUAACAUUAUAAAUUCUAUAUAUUUUUAGAAUUCUUGAGAGAUGCUGUUAAUUAGUGCUGUAAAUCACUUGAGUUUACAACAGAAUGUUUAGAGAUUUUAUUGGAUGUUUUGUUGAAGGAAGAUCAUGAAUAUAUUGCUGAGAUGCAACAAUAAGAAUUAGAUGAUGAGGAAGGUGGAGAUGAAAGCUUAGAAGAAGAAGAGGAGGAAAAUUAAUGA
Messenger RNA from Paramecium octaurelia, 1932 nucleotides. Lineage: Eukaryota; Ciliophora; Oligohymenophorea; Peniculida; Parameciidae. The record is from the annotation of a GenBank genome assembly.